This is a messenger RNA of Somion occarium, 1403 nucleotides long. Lineage: Eukaryota; Fungi; Basidiomycota; Agaricomycetes; Polyporales; Cerrenaceae. The record is from the annotation of a GenBank genome assembly.
UAGCGUCUUGCAUAGCAUUCAUAACACGGUUGACCUGCUGUUCAUCCCGCUAUUGGUCCAAGUUCAGUUGAUCACUUUACAGAUUACUCGAGAUAGGGCAUGAUCUAAAUACACCGGAUCUCAUUCGAAGCGGGUUGAGAUUACCACUCUACAAGACCGUGACAUUGUGGGAUCGACUUCAGCCUUGGAGCCGAGUUCAUGAGGGACAGACUUCCAUUUCAAGCUGCGAUCAGUGAUUGCAUAUUCUCCUCGUGAUCGUAUCGCAGUACUUAUGAAGAUUGACAUACAACCAAUGUGAAUUCCCACCGUGAGACACUCAUCAUUUGACCCCUGUGAUGAGUUACAUCCAAUACAACGACCAGCGAUCUAAAGCUUGUCAAGUUGUCAAAUCGUGCGACUGUAUCCUGCGUGCGAUCUGCCGCAGUAUGUACUAUGUAUAUUGACCUGGCUAUAAACGUCAUCGCUGAUAUCAAACUGUCAAGAAGAUCUACGCAUUCGGAAAUAGGUUGACCAAACGAUAGCAAGGAAGUGAUGCAAAGAACCAGUGACUUGGAAACCCUGAGUGUGAUAGCAUUCGAGCCGCGAUUCUCGGGAGCAAGGUUCAUUCCAUUGGUGUUUCCUGAUUGACUAUGAAGCGUAGCACGCGCAUUUCGCUGCCCGCACCCCUUUUUGCGCUUGGGCUUAUAGCCCUCCUUUUCUCUUUGCUUGUCCACGCCGCCAAUACGUAUUAUCGUUUGCGAGAGGGACAUGCAAGUCGUGACCCCGGUGUCCCUCAGUUUCCUAUCACCCUUCGAGAUGUAGCUUUGACGACGAGCAAGUCCUCUCGUCUAGGAUUGCAGUCUUCUGCCGAGGAUAUGCGACAUUUACUCCCACCUGGCGACGGUUUCGUCUACCUCCCCGAUCGCGAUGAACACUACAUUGUUUCUCAUUAUCACCAACUUCAUUGCCUCCGCUCUUUACGAGCAUAUUUCAUCAACCGUGAUCAACUAGACGAAGGAGAUAUUGGUCAUGUUGAUCAUUGUCUCAUCUAUCUUCGCCAAAUGGUUCUCUGUAACGUCGACCUCACAUUGGAACCAGCGAGCCAUCGCCAGUUAACUCCCGACGGAAGGCUUACGAAUGCUGUCACCGGAGUAGGUAUCACCCACAGGUGCAAGGAUUGGUCUCAAGCGAGGCAGUAUAUGGAGGAGAACUAUGAGCAGUGGAAGGACACGUACAAAGUUGGGAUGUCACAUUCGGCUAACUCUACUGGCAGCGGACAUAUGCAUUAGCUCGGUACCGUCUUUGCUACAUCGCUUAGGUAGAGCUACAUACAUUGGCAGAAUCGUUCAUAGCACGGUUAUUUUUCAAAACGGUUUAGUGCAGACCUGGCGAACGUAAGGCUGUCAUAAAAAGUAUUCGGCCCG